Messenger RNA from Talaromyces stipitatus ATCC 10500, 1938 nucleotides. RefSeq lists its product as uncharacterized. The transcript is spliced from 2 exons. Bases 1 to 1938 code for a protein of 645 amino acids. The record is from RefSeq and is a predicted model, not a curated record. Lineage: Eukaryota; Fungi; Ascomycota; Eurotiomycetes; Eurotiales; Trichocomaceae.
AUGUCAAAUCUGGAAAUGCGUCUAGCUCGCUUCAUUCUCGGCAACAAUGCACCACCAUGCGACCACGCCCCCGUCGCUUGCGUCCCUGAUCCAGACAACAUCGCCGAAUGUCUCGUCGCCCAACUCCAGCGGCGCUGGCACUCUGAACCACGCCCUUUUCAUCAAACAGAGCACCCGUUAGUAUUUGCCAUAUGGCAGGCAGGGUAUGAUCGACACAAGGCGCAAUGGUUGGCUAGUGAGCCUGGAUAUGGCAUGACGAGUGCGCCGGAAUUAGUCAGGGCGUUGAAGAAGGUUAUGGCUGAUGAGAGGUUGAACAAUUUGCCAACUAAGGAUAGAAAUGAUGCUGGGAGUGUUGGAGCUAUAAGGGUCUGCGAUCAAUGUAAACCGGGGACUAAUACAUGGUCUUAUUGUGCGCCAUAUAAUGUUCGUCAGAAUGUCUGCCGUCGUGUCCCUAUUAAGCUCGACCUCUCCAUGAAAUCAGACAUUCAAGAAGGCGGUAAAGUCCUCUGUCUAGGCCGCAAUGGUGCAACAAAAUAUUGCUGCGCAAACGAGUUCAUGGCUAUAAGCCACGUCUGGUCUCACGGAUGGCAGGGCAGCAGCGAAGAUGGACUAUGUUCUCGGGUUUUGGAUAUGCUUCUCGAGAUCGCCUCGACCAAAUUCGACGUCAACUGGAUAUGGCUCGAUGUUGCCAUGAUCAGCAAGGACGAAACCACCCGAGCAAUGUCCGUCAAUUCCAUGGACACGGUAUAUUCCACCGCCAAAGCCACACUGGUCGUCGACAGGGUCCUACUCAACUUCCACCCCGUCGAAAACGACGACAAACAAACAGCACUUGCAAUAACGGCAUCUGACUGGAUGACCCGUCUCUGGACCAUGCAAGAAGCCAUGCUCAGUCAAAACCUGCUCAUCCUGACCAACCGCUCCUUACCACCCAUCGAUCCGCGACAACUCUUAAACCGCAUAAUCCUUGCGAAACAUGACCUGGAUAGAUGGAAACAAUAUAGAGCCAUCAAAAUCCUCUCCUCAAUGACACACGACCCCAAGCCAUCCCUGCAUAAAAUCGUAAAUUUCUCAUAUGAACGUACAACCACUAAACCAGUCGACAUGGUGCGCGCUUUGUAUCCGUUAUUUGGAUUGAAAUGGCCUUCCUCUGAAACAACCUUGAUAGAAGGUCAAAUCUUGCUACUCAAACAUCUAGGCCAGGAAGCCGCCAUCCUGACAAGCCUGAGUAGCCCAAUCGGUCUCCCUUCACCAUGGGGAUGGGCCCCAUUAGUGAUCCCUGGUGCGUCCGGAGGGGGUCUCGGAGGAUACGGACGCUAUGUCUCCGAACAAGAUGGUCUAAUGGGAGCAUGGAGUUGGCUCGAAAUCGUGCCAACGUCAAUGACUCCCCAAGACGCCGUUCGCGGUCGUGUUUCAUCAGGUAAUGGAUGGAUGGAGGGCUUUAAGCAGAGUUUUAGAGAUUCAAGACGAUAUCGAUCCAGCAAUCAGAACCAACAGCCAGCUGCCUUGCCGAAUUCAGUAUCAGGGAUACUGCAUUAUACCCUCGGUAUAGGCGCUGAUAUCUUCAAAUCAGGUAUUAUAACCACAUUCUCAGAAUGGGGUUCUGGUCCAGGGGCUCCAUACGCUGAACUUUCGGCACUGGUUGCACUGGCGAACGGGGGCAAGGAAGAAGAAUACAUAACCCUGCUAACGUAUGUCGAGCGCGACCCCUGGCCCUGGCCUAAUCGGCGACUGUUUUUUAUUGCAUCUGCGGAUCUGAGUCUGCAGAUCCGUGACUCGGCGCUCCAAAUCCACGAAACGGCUCAGUAUUUGGAUCUUGUAGUCGUAGAGUCGGAGGAGAAUGGAUGGUUUGUUAUGAGAAGAGUUGGGAAGGCUGUCACAGCCGGCGUGAAACUGAGAGGGGAACAUAAGGAGGGAAUCCAGGGGGUGCUACAUUAA